AUCACGGAUAGUCAUUAGCAUUCGAGAGGGGAGGGGGCGGUGGUGCAGGCGAGGACAGUGGACUCCGUUACGAGCGAGUCGCUGCGCAGCGCUCCGUGGUUACGCACUAGGGGUCCGCUAUGGAUAAUCUUUCAGCUUUCUAGUUUUCUAUUGCUGCCCUGCUCCAGAAAUGUUUUUUUUAUGUCUUCGAAAUGUAGUCUACAGUUUAGGCUAUUGCAUGAACUCACUUCGGUUGGAGUAAUAAAAGGUAUACUGUCGCUUCACUUCCAAUCUGUGCGCGUGGUGAUUGCGGAGAAGCUUGGAAAAAAGGCUCGUGGACUGUAGUCUACAGGAAUAGAUUGCGUCUUUGCACGGACGGUGGAGUGAGAGCAGCAUUCGUAAAACCGGCGCAGGAAUAUUAGCCUUCUUGACUAUGAAGACGUUUGUAACCAGGAACGCGUGUUUGACGAACAAGUUCACUGGGAGCAUAGUGAUACUCUCCCGAUCACCUAUAUUAUAAUAAGAAAGAUCUGUGUCCACUGCAAGUGCCGGCGUGAGGAGCAUGUGGUGACGGCCGUGCCUCUGGAGAUGGAGAAGACGGUCACCAAGCUGAUGUACGAUUUCCAGAGGAACUCCACCUCGGACGACGACUCGGGCUGCGCCCUGGAGGAAUACGCCUGGGUGCCCCCGGGGCUCAAACCAGAACAGGUUUAUCAGUACUACAGCACCCUGCCAGAGGACAAGGUACCCUAUGUGAACAGCCCCGGAGAGAAGCACCGGAUCAAACAGCUCCUCCAUCAGCUGCCUCCACAUGACAAUGAGGUGCGUUACUGUAACACUCUGGACGACGAGGAGAAGCGAGAGCUGAAACUCUUCAGUAACCAACGGAAGAGGGAGAAUUUGGGCCGUGGUAAUGUUAGGCCGUUUCCCGUGACGAUGACCGGAGCAAUCUGUGAGCAGUGUGGGGGCCAGAUAAACGGAGGCGACAUCGCAGUGUUUGCUUCCCGGGCGGGCCACGGGGUGUGUUGGCAUCCGGGCUGCUUCGUGUGCAGCAUGUGUGACGAGCUGCUGGUGGACCUCAUCUACUUCUACCAGGAAGGAAAGAUCUACUGUGGACGGCACCACGCAGAGAGACUCAAACCACGCUGCUCCGCCUGCGACGAGAUCAUCUUCGCGGACGAGUGCACAGAGGCUGAGGGACGACACUGGCACAUGAAGCACUUCUGCUGUUUCGAGUGUGAGACGGUGCUGGGCGGCCAGCGCUACAUCAUGAAGGAGGGCCGGCCCUAUUGCUGCGGCUGCUUCGAGUCGCUCUACGCUGAGUACUGCGACUCGUGCGGGGAACACAUUGGCAUCGACCAGGGCCAGAUGACGUACGACGGGCAGCACUGGCACGCCACCGAGGGAUGCUUCUGCUGUGGUCGCUGCAAGCGUUCCCUCCUGGGUCGCCCCUUCCUGCCCAAACAGGGGCAGAUCUACUGCUCGCGCUCCUGCAGCCUGGGGGAGGAGCCUAACGGGUCAGACUCCUCGGACUCCGCCUUCCAGAGCGCGCGCUCCACCCGGGAGUCCCACCGCAGCUCCAAAGCCGGGAGGAGUGGUGGGCAGGCGGGGCGCUUUUCGGGUGAGGUGGACCCUCUGUCUUUGCAGAUGGACCUGCUGAGUUUGUCCAGCCAGACGCCCAGUCUGAACCGCGAGCCGCCUGCGUGGCAGAGCCAGUUGCAGGGGGGCGACGCGUACCCCUACGAGGGCCGAUCGGACCACACAGCCACCCCGACCCCCCUCCAGCUGCUCGGCCAAUGCAACGUCAGGGGCGCGUAUAACUCCACCUCUCCCGGGCAGGCCAGUCAAGCCAACGCCAGGUCAAAGGAGACCGGUGUCAGCAAGCGAUCGGCAACUUCGGCCAUGAGGGGCCACUCCAUGAAUGAAAACUGGUCCCACCAGGGGCCUGAGGAGUUCUACCCCCCCAAACUGAAACCCCAGCAGAGCUUCGAUUUGCCCCACAGUCUGUCACACCCCAACGGCUUCCCGCAGGUGUUCCAGAGGGAGGCGGGUCCCCGCCAGCUGGGGCGCAGCAGGAACCCCAUCAGCGCACUUAGCUUCACGGAGCAGCUCACACCCCAGGAGCAGACACCCAGAGGCUCUAUGGAGUCCCUGGCCCUGUCCAACGCCACAGGAACAUCAGCGGACGGGGGAGGGAAGCGCCUGGAACACCUGUCUCGUUUCUCCAUGCCGGACCUGAGCAAAGACUCUGGCAUGAACGUGUCCGAGAGGAGCAAUAUGGGCACCCUUAACUCCUCCGGGCAGUUCCGCAGCUCCGAGUCCCUGCAGAGUCUCACGUCGGGCCAGCCCUACUUGGAGCUGGACUCCCUGGGACCCGUGCAGUACCCCCUGCAAUACGAGGAGCCUCCGAGGCUGGGCACAGGUCGUCUGCCACCCGGCUUCACCUACCAGGAGGAGGACCGGGUCAGUCUGGUGAGCAGUGCCAAUGCUGCCCGCCUCCCACCCAUCAGCGAGCGCGGCCAGCGGCGGGGAGAGGCCCCCAGCGUGCCUGCCUCCGAAGUCACCCCUCAGCGCCGGAGACACCAUCACCGCUCCCGCCGCUCCAGGCGCUCCCGCUCUGAGAACGCCCUGCACCUGGCCGCUGAGCGCCGGGAGAGACCCCGGGAGAGGCCUCAGCUGACGGUCAGAGAGGACUACGACCGUUUCCCGCCCCCGCGGGGCACUCGGGACCAUUUUGGGGGCGCAGGGGGGAGGUACAGGGGGCCGGAGCCUUUCAGGCAGUGUCCUCGCACGACCUCUGACCUCACCCUGCAGAACCCCGGGGCCCACCGCCGCCUGGCCGGACCCUACUCCUGGGACGACUACGAGGACGAAGACGAGUGGUGCUCCACCUGCUCUUCAUCGUCUGAGUCCGAGGACGAGGGCUAUUUCCUGGGGGAGCCCAUCCCACGGCCGGUUCAUUUACGGUACCUGAGCAGCCAGGAGCUUCCCCACAGUAAGUACAACGCCACCGGGGUGGCUGGAGUCAGCGGCAGGAGUGGACAGCUGCACACCCGAAAACGCAGGAAAAGCAAGAACUGCAUUAUCUCUUAACAUUUGAUGCACCCCCCCCCCCCACUAUACACUUAACGUAGUUUGGCUGUUCCUAAAAGACAACAGCCACAAAGGGGGUUUGUCAGAAUGUGAUAUGACUUUGGGCAAUUCCUCAAAGGCACAAACGUUUUGCAUGUUUAUCCAUUUAAUGUUUCAGAACAAGUUAUCCUGAGUAUCUCUGACUCUCAACCUGCGCUCUGCCUGUCAACAAGUUUAAGCCAACGUGCAAUAAUGAUACAAAUGUCAUUUCCAUGCAGAAACACUAAGGUACAGCCAGUUUAGUAAGCUCACGCUUUUCAUGCAAUGUGAUUUAGGUAUAUACCAUUUUACUCAAAUUUAUAGAAUGUACAUAAUUAAAUGAAUGAAUGAAUUCACUAAGUUAAGAAAGUAAUGUAAAUACUAUGUAAAUGAGGUCCCACAUAUUUUUAUAUUUUGUAUGGAUAGAAUCAUUUAUGUAUUGAAUAUAAUAUAGAAAUAGAAACGCAUGCCUGUUAAUUUGCUGAUGUGGUCCUGCAUUAGAAUAAAAGAGUAUUUCAGCGAGACACUGGCAGCUGGCCGUUUCCCUCACUAAAGACUGGUGUGUUCAUGUGAUCUGUGAACAGCACCCUCACCAUCUGCCAAACGCAUAAAUUAAUGAGAACAUGGCAAAAGCACUGAUUAAAAAGUCACCCCUCAGAAAAUGUCAUCCCCCAUGAGGUCAUGAGUGAAGUGGUUCAGAUAUUGUGAUUAUUGGGCCUUUGCAGCGCUGUUUACCAACAGAUGUCUGUAAGCUCUAGCUGAGCUAAUCAUUAACCCACAUAAGCAACGUGCUGCUGAUGCGGCACUGUGGAUUAACUCAUGAAUAACGAUGCUGAUGGGAUUCAGAUGGUCUUUACUGAACUACUCUUCAAUGAACGUUUUGUAUCCCAAAUGACAGGAGUAGUUUAUCUCCACAUGUACACAUACACAAGGUUGCUUGGAAGGUGAAGGAGCAAGGCUUUAAAGUGGAUUUUGUGCUGAUGUCUGUGUGGUUUAGGGAUGACGCUAGCUAAGUCUCUGGCCACUGUACACUUCAUUCUGCUUCAAGUUUCAACACCAGGGAUUUAACUACUCACUAGAAUGUCUGUGAUUGAAGACAUUCUACUGACAUUUUGGGAGAGGGCAUUAGUGUGGUUAAAUAGGUUCCUUUAGAUGGGAUGUUUUUCACUGUUCAUACGUAAGUACAGACAUUUCUUACAUGAAUCAUUUUAGCGAUUCUGUGUUUUCCACCUCCCCUACUUUGCCCCUGGCUACUGACUAGGUCAUACCCAUAGAGAUGCAUGUCACUGAAUCAUUGUUUCCAAAGUAAUGAGUCCUGAAAUCACUAUCUUCAGUCCUCUGGGUAUUGAUCUAACUCUACACAUGGUUCCCCUUCCCAGGGCAGCUGAAAAUCAUUUUAAAGUCAUCAGAGCACAGUCUUACUUCAUCCAACCAAAACACAUGUUUAUUUAUUCAUUUCAUUUACAUAUUCUUGUAGUGCCUUUGCCCAAGGACAGGAUUUUGUCAGUAUGUUGAUGGUUUGGCACUGAGAGGAUCUUCCAUGUGUUUAAUUAAAGUGGAGUUGAGAUGCUGUCAGAGGUGUCACAGAUUGUGGCCAUAUGCUUUCUGGGCAGUGCCAUGGAGGAAAUGAUAAUCCCUGAGUUGAAUUGCUGAAGGACAGUGACAGUGAUCUGGUCGGCAGGCAGUUUACACCUUUGGUUGGAUAAACUCACAUAACCCAUUAUGAUCAAUUUGUUAUAACCAGAGCCAUACAUUUCUUUGACAUACAGUUCCCUAAGUAAUUGAAUGGGGACAGUGAACCAUUUUUUCUUUUGGCUUCAUAUUCCAAUAGAUACAUAGUCACACUAUUUAUUUGAGGACACUUGGUUGACAGGUGUUUCUGGUUAUUCAGGUGUGUUCUAUCACAUCACCUGUGCU
This is a messenger RNA of Esox lucius (northern pike), 5007 nucleotides long. RefSeq names its product prickle homolog 2b (gene prickle2b). Gene Ontology annotation, molecular function: zinc ion binding. NCBI's taxonomy places the organism in Eukaryota, Metazoa, Chordata, Actinopteri, Esociformes, Esocidae. The record is from RefSeq and is a predicted model, not a curated record. Bases 568 to 3072 code for a protein of 834 amino acids. The transcript has 8 exons.